UGGUAUGUAACCCACCCGGUCCCGCCUCUGAGGUGGCACACGGCUCCCUCUCCACGGUUUGUGCAUCAGAUACAGACAGAGCAGCAGCAGCAGAAGAAGAAGAAGAAGAUCCAGGCAGAAACUGUGUGGCAGGAAACAGGCGUGAGAGCAUCCACGCAGCAUCCCCGCAGUAUCCGCGCUGGGCGUGUGGAUUUGAUGCCCACCCGGAGAGAGAUGGUGUAAACAAACCCGCUUUGCCCCGUCACUGAGCUCCACCACGGAGAUUGCCUGCCAUAAUGUUGAGCCGUCUGUUCAGCGAGGUGCUGCCGGACGUCCAGCGGUUGGCGGCGGACUGGGUGGACGACACCGAGAGCGACGGAUGCAAGGUGAAGGAGGAACGCGAGAACUGCCACCUUGGAGAUGACGAUUUGGACGAGCCGCAGGAGGGCAGCAGCCGGGCAGAGUCCGAGAUGGCCGGCGACGACGACGAUGACGACGACGACGACGGCGAUGAAGAAGAGUGCGGGGACGAGAACAGCGGGGACAAACCCAAGAAGCGCGGCCCGAAGAAGCGCAAGAUGACGCCGGCGCGCGUGGAGCGCUCCAAGAUGCGCCGCAUGAAGGCCAAUGCGCGGGAGCGCACGCGCAUGCACGAUCUGAACUCAGCGCUGGACAACUUGCGCAAGGUGGUGCCGUGCUAUUCCAAAACCCAGAAACUCUCCAAAAUAGAGACUCUGAGGCUGGCCAAGAACUACAUUCUAGCCCUCGGGGAGAUUUUACGCAACGGGAAGCGUCCAGAUGUGGUGACCUACGUGCAGAUGUUGUGUAAGGGCCUGUCCCAGCCAACCACCAAUCUGGUGGCGGGCUGCCUGCAGCUCAACACCAGGAACUUCCUGACCGAGCAGUGCACGGACGGAGCCCGCUUCCACAUGCCCAGUUCUCCGUUCUCAGUCCAUCCCUACUCCUACCGUUGCUCCCGCCUCUCCAGCCCUCACUACCAGCCCGGAGCCGGAGCCCUCAACAUGCGGGCCCAUUCCUACAGCGGCCCCGGGUAUGAGGCAGUGUACAUGCCGGGCGGCACGUCCCCAGACUACAACAGCCCGGACUAUGAGGGCCAACACAGCCCGCCGGUCUGCGUGAACGGCGGCCUGCCCGGGAAGCAGCAGGAGUCCUCAGACACAGACAGGAGCUAUCAUUACUCUAUGCAUUACUCCGGACUGACCACAUCCAGGCCCAGCCACAGCCUACAUUUUGGACCAACGGGAGCGCGCAGCGGCGGCGCGCAAUCAGAAAACAUCCCACCUUUCCACGACGUCCACCUGCACCAUGACAGGGCGCCACCAUAUGAGGACCUGAACGCGUUUUUCCACAACUGAGCUCAGAAAGGAGGGAAGGGGUGGGUGUGUGGGGGGGACGACAACCUCCUCCCCGACUUUACAGAGACAAUCCUAAAGAAAGCGUUUAUUAUUUAAACAGCAGGAGCUCCUAUGCCUAUCUUCUGUAUGUCACCUCUGUACCGUUGUACAUCCUAUCCAAAAUGUGUCUGGUUAAUUAUUCCUGUAUGCAGAAUGAGUGCAAUUAAAAAAUGUGAAAGUCAAGAAGAAACAUGUUGUGACCAGAACAACAGAAAUAAUAAAAAAAGUGUUUCAUAAA
Molecule: messenger RNA, 1632 nt
Organism: Fundulus heteroclitus (mummichog)
Lineage: Eukaryota; Metazoa; Chordata; Actinopteri; Cyprinodontiformes; Fundulidae
Product: neurogenic differentiation factor 2
Exons: 2
Coding region: 276-1355 (359 amino acids)
Molecular function (GO): protein dimerization activity
Source: RefSeq, a predicted model, not a curated record